This is a messenger RNA of Talaromyces rugulosus, 1728 nucleotides long. RefSeq lists its product as uncharacterized. The transcript has a single exon. The coding region runs from base 1 to 1728 and encodes 575 amino acids. The record is from RefSeq and is a predicted model, not a curated record. NCBI's taxonomy places the organism in Eukaryota, Fungi, Ascomycota, Eurotiomycetes, Eurotiales, Trichocomaceae.
AUGGCCGAUUAUAACAAAUGGAAAGUGACCGAGCUCAAGGCAGAGCUUAAGCGCCGCGGCGUGCCGCAAACAGGGCUAAAGCUCAAGCUAGACUUUGUCAACAAGCUCACUGAGCUAGAUUCCGAGGCGCAAGACGAGCCUGUAUCCGACGAAGUUGCGGCACCGCAGCCACCUAGCGAGCAGAAAAAGGAAGAUGGUGGGGGUGCUGACGAGGCAAAGUCCAAAGAAGGAGAAACUGCAGCGCCGCCGCAACCCGCAGCCGAAGCUCUUCCCACACAGGACGCUCCCAGUCCGCAAAAGUCGGAUCACGAUCAAGCUACGUUAGAUUCUCAGACAGUGUCCAAACCGGAGGAUAAUGUCCCAGAAGCGGAUCAACCAGACAAACGCGACGAACAGCCGCAAGCCGAGCAGCCCGUAGCGCUAGAUUCACAAGCAAAAGAACAGGAAAUAAAUGGUUCGACAGAACCUCAGGAUUCCGAAAGCCGAGAGAAAAGCGAGCUUCCGACUACUGAGCCUGCUGCCGAAGUGCCUGUGGCUGCGGAGCCUUUUUCAUCUACGCCCUCAGAGCCUGAAAUUGAGAAGCGCAAACGCAAACGACGAAGUCGCAGCCCACCUCCCUCAGAAGAGACUGUCAAGAAAUCCAAGGUAGACAAUGAAAACCCGGAAGUCGUCCUCAAGGAGGACCGGUUAUCCGCCACUGUUACUCCUGCUGCCGAACCCGCGAUUCCGCAAUCACGAGCCGAAAUGGAAACAACUGAAGAAAAGGGCGAAUACACACAACAGCCGUCCGAUUCAAGGCCGGAGAAAAAACAUGAUGGUUCGCCUGAACGACGGGAUCAUAGAUUUAAGGAUUUGCUUCCCCCGAACAAGAAGAGAAAGCGAACGCCGUCCCCCAGACUGUCUGCUCAACCAGAUGAGCGCGAGGUGGAACCUGCGCUACACCCGGCUACGUCUGCUAUAUACAUUCGGGAAUUGAUGAGGCCAUUGCAGCCUGCCAGUUUAAAACGGCACCUAACAUCGUUAGCCUCCUCUGACAAUGACUUCGAAGUCCUCUUGGACUUCUUCCUUGAUCCGAUCAGGACCCACUGCUUUGCUCUCUUUAAAAGCGUAUCCGCCGCAUCUCAGGUGAGGUCGAGGGUCCAUGGUGUCCCUUGGCCCAAUGAACGCGAUCGCAAACCACUGUGGGCUGAUUUUAUCCCGGAAGACAAAGUGAGUGACUGGAUUAAGACGGAGCAGGAAUCGGCAUCUCAAGGUCGGGCUGGCCCGCGUUGGGAAGUUGUCUACGAACAGACCGAAAAUGGGUUCGAGGCUUCUCUACAAGAAUAUCGUGGUACCACCACUGGACCUCCCCUUGCUCCUCGCCAAAGCAUUGACGCAGGCCCGCGGCGCCAUAGUCAACCUUCAGGGUCGCAGCCGCCGCCAGCAUCGCGACAGAGGGGCGGCGAAGGAUUCAAAGCCCUUGAUGAUCGCUUCUUAUCCACCACGACUAAGCCGAAGAUAUAUUAUCUUCCCGUGUCUCGCGAUGUAGUUGACACGCGUCUAGAACGGUUUGCUACAUUGUCGCGGCGAGGCUCCCAACAUCGGCAGCCCAGCGGAGAUGACAUGCGGCGCAUUACUUUUGAGGACGUCGAUGUCUUCGUUGACGGUGGUCCAGAGUACGGUUUGCCUCGCAACCGCGGUGGCAGACGCCCUGGUCGAGGUUCGUGGCGAGGCAGGGGGGCGCGCUAA